CCACCGCAGCUGCCGCGAACCUCAUCGCACCACACACCUCUCCAUUGCCUCCACUCCUACACGCACCACCUAGCAGCUCUGUGCCACCGGGCGAGCGCAGCAGCAAGCGACGGCGAGAGCUCGGCAGCAGCUGGACCGCCGGCGAUGCAGGGUGAGGACAAGAAAGGGAAGGUGAAGAAGGGGUGGCUGGCGGUGAUGGUCGACGAGGACCAGCGGCGGUUCGUCAUCCCCAUCGCCUACCUCUACCACCCGCAGUUCCGCCGGCUGCUGGAGGCUGCCAAGGACGCGUACGGCUACCACUACUCGUCGGGUCCCCUGCGCCUGCCCUGCUCCGUCGACGAGUUCCUCCGCCUGCGCGCGCUCGUCGAGCGGGACACCUCGUCGGCGCACUCGUCCUCGUCGUCCCACCGCGUGCACUUGGCCCCGUGCACCCGCGCCAAGGUCACGUCGUGAUCGGCGAUGAUCGGACGUGAUCAUGGCGACCGCGCGCGCGCCGGAGGAGUACGCCCAUCUGCCGGAGACGAUACGGAUACGCUCGUAUGUGUGUACACACAUAGGUAGAGAAGAGUAGGAGAUUAGUCUGGGAUACUGCUUAUGAUUUUGGUUUUGGCCUUCUGUUCCUUCUGAAUUUUGCACAUGCAUGUAUACUAGAUUGAUUGACAGACAUACCGAUGUAUAAUUAACAGUUGGAUUCACAGA
This is a messenger RNA of Lolium perenne, 699 nucleotides long. RefSeq names its product auxin-induced protein 6B. The record is from RefSeq and is a predicted model, not a curated record. NCBI's taxonomy places the organism in Eukaryota, Viridiplantae, Streptophyta, Magnoliopsida, Poales, Poaceae. Gene Ontology annotation, biological process: response to auxin.